This is a messenger RNA of Cucumis melo (muskmelon), 2229 nucleotides long. RefSeq lists its product as uncharacterized. The transcript has 3 exons. Bases 1335 to 1943 code for a protein of 202 amino acids. NCBI's taxonomy places the organism in Eukaryota, Viridiplantae, Streptophyta, Magnoliopsida, Cucurbitales, Cucurbitaceae. The record is from RefSeq and is a predicted model, not a curated record.
UGAUUUUUUUUAGUAAUGGAAUCAAAUCUAGUUCUCUUGGAAAGAUAAGUUCACUUUGAUUUAUAACAAAUAAAACAUUUUUUACAAUUCGAAUUAAAAUUGAUAUCUAAAUUUUGAAAGAACCAAGGCUUCCAGUGAUUUUUAUUUUGUAGUUUCUAUUAUUCAACCUAGGGGUUAAAACAACUUCCUUUUUAUUUGGACCUUUUCCAGAUAAGGUGUUAUCUACUUUGUCAAAGGACCUACCUUGGCUUGCAUUUAGUUCGUAGAUUAUAACUACGGGUAAUGACAUAUUUGAAAAGGUAAUUGUUUUUUGAAAUUUAAAUAUAAGCCAUCUGUGUCCCCAUUCCUCAAAAUACAUGGAUGUCCUUUAUUAUUUUAGAUAACAUAUCAUCUUUAUGAUCAUGUGUAGGGUUAUUACACAUCAUCCAUGGUUUUAAAGCGGAGGAGCUUUCGAUCCUUCAAGAAGAACAUGAUUAAUUGGGCCAAGAAUGGGCCUAAGCCUGUUUUAACAGGCCCAUACCUCCCUCUUGCUUAAAAUCUAAGCUCAAUCGGUUUAUUCUUAAAUUAACCAUAUACUUUGAUUGAUAUUAAUUUAUAAUCAAGGAUGUCGAGUUCCUGGUUGGACUGAGUCUGAUCUCACGAUUACUCUUCUUUUUUUGUUUUUGUUCAGAAAAAUUUAGGAAUAAUAAUAAUUUGAAGAUAAGGGUUGUUCAGAUGCUUAAAGAUGAAGCCAUGUUAAAUUUAAAUAAUAAUAAUAAUAAUAAUAAUAAUAAUAAUAAUAAUAAUGAUUUAAAAGAAGAAGGAGAAGAGGAAGGAGAAGGAGAGGAAGACUUUAUGAAAAAGACGGUUUUCGUUGGAGGAAGGUUUGUGUAAUAAAUGGAAAAAGCCGUUGCUGAAAAAGUAAAAAGGAAAAAAAGAAAGGACCAAAGGGAAAAAAUUGAAGAGAAAAGUUUAUCCGAACCCACACCUGUCCAUCGAGGCUCAUUGGGCAGCUUAAAACGCGGUCUUUUUUACAAGAUUACGACGCUGCCCGAUCUGCCCGAUACCGGACUGGAAAAUUACGGGCAGUCGGUCUCCAGUAAUCGCACUCGCUUCUCUCACUUCCCCCUCUCACCUCUACCCCUUCCCUCUCGACUCUCAACCCCCCCCCCCCUUCUCUGAGUGCCGCCGAUAAUUCUAUAUCUUCGUUUCUCUUUUGUCUUUUCGAUCUCGAUCCGACGGUCCACAAUGAACCUUCCUUCUCCUGCUUCUUUUCUGUGGUUUUAGAUCCCCAUACCUCCAGAUCUACCAUCUCUCUGCUCUGAUCUCUCUUCUCGGGAACAGUCGCCGCGCGAAUGGAGAUAGCCAAUGCUUCAUUAGGUGUCACGCUCGGUGAUGGCUCACUGGCAUGCGCCAGUAAUUGUUUAGCUGCUUUACUAGCUUCGGCUCUGGUCAACACCCAGCGCCUGGCUCAGGAUUCUCUCAGUGCAUUUCUGAUCAAUCCUGAGAUGAAAGGAGAUAGUCACACCCUGUGCCCAUCGUCCGCACCGCUUGAUGCUGGAGAAGAUGGUGAUGAUGACGAUGAAGGUGAUGGGGAUGGCGACUUGAGUGAAGGUGAAGGUGAAGAGGAUUUAUCAUCUGAAGAUGGAGAUGACUACACCAACAACCUCAACGAUAAUAACAAAAAUACUAAUUCGAAGAAGAAUCCAGAGAGUGGAGCUGGUGGGGCGGAAGAGAAUGGAGAGGAAGAAGAAGAGUUUGAUGGGGAGGAGGAUCAAGAUGAUGAUGGUGAUGAUGAUGGUGAUGACGAUGAUGGCGAUGAGGAUGACGAGGACGACGAUGGUGAUGAGGAUGAAGAUGAUGAUGGUGGAGAGGAUGAAGAUGAAGUAGCAGAUGACGAUGACGAAGAGGAUGAGGACGAAGACGAGGAAGCACUCCAGCCUCCCAAGAAGAGGAAGAAGUAAAAGAAAAUUAGGGAGAUGAAAAAGCGGACAUAGACACUCUUCAUAUGUAGCUUUGUUCCCCCGACUUUUGGGUUUUUUUUUUUUUUUUUUUUUUUUUGUUAAUUUUUAUUUUAGCUUCUUGAGAACGUUUGUUUAGGAUGUGUUCCAAAUUAGUAAUUAUGUCUCCGCUGCAUGAUUUCAGAGUACCUUUGAACUUUUUUUAGCUGCAGCAGUGAUAAACGGCGAUUAGUUUCAAUGCUUUUAGUUAAUUUGAUAAUGGAAGGAGUUCACUUUUCGCUGCCCCAAA